UGAGAGAAAUCAGAUCUAUCUGUCUCUUUCUUUGCUUCCAAUCCCAACUAGUCGAGGAAGAAGAUGGCGAUGAUAUUGGACGCCUUCGUCUCGAAAUUUGCUGAAAUGCUGGUCGAGUUGGCGAGGCAAGAGGUUGACAUGCUCUUAGGUGUGCCUGGUGAGAUCCAAAAGCUCCAGAACAAGCUCCGUAUGAUCAGCAAAGUCCUUGCCGAUGCCGAGAGGAAGAGAAUCAAUGAUUUGGCCAUUGAGGACUGGCUCAAGCAGCUCAAGAAUUUCAUGUACGAUGCCGAUGACAUCCUUGACAUCCAUCGCAUCGAGGCCGACAAGUGGAGCGAACCAUCUUCAUCCACUAUUGUGUGUCUCUUCCGCUCUAGGAUUCGAAGGCCUCAAGAGAUUGGCAUGAAAAUUAGAGAACUCAAUCAGAAGCUUGAGGAGAUUUUGAGGUGCAGGUCUGAAUUCAAUCUCGAGCUCACUUUCCAUGACAAGCAGCAAGUGACAUCUCAAAUUAGUCGCAUGACAUCUCCUAUAGGUGAGAUUGAUAUUGUAGGAUCUGAAAUUGAAAAGCACGCUCAGAGCUUGGUUGAUUCGCUAAUUAAGAAUGACGAACGGAGAAACAUUCUUAUUUUCGCAAUUGUGGGUGUGGGGGGAAUUGGGAAGACCACCCUUGCCCAAAGGAUAUAUAAUGACCAGAGAAUACAGGAGGAAUUCUCAGUGAAGAAGUGGGUGUGUGUAUCGCAACAGUUUGAUGAGAUAAAUUUGCUGAAAGAUAUCAUCGGUGGUGCCCAGGAGCACAGUAGGUCCUCGCUUGAGCCCAAAGUCGAGAGCAGUCUUAGGGGUAAGAAGUUGUUUCUUGUUCUUGAUGACGUUUGGUCUGCAAAGGUUUGGUGUGACUUGUUGUAUAACACGCUAAAUAGUUGUGUUGCUGGCAGUAGGAUCCUUGUUACUACAAGAAAUGAACAGAUCGCGAUGCAGAUGUUGGCAGUGAACAUCCAUCACGUCGACAAAUUGUCGUUAGAGGAUAGUUGGUUAUUACUUUGCAAUAAGGUGGUCCUGACAGGAGAUGAGGUCGAGAUCCAGCAUCUAAAGGACAUAGGGAUGGAGAUUGUUAAGAAAUGUGAUGGCCUUCCUCUAGCCAUUAGAGUGAUUGCAGGGGUGCUAUGCACGAAGGAGAAGACCUGGACAGCUUGGAGUAGAGUUCUUGAAAGCACUGCAUGGUCCACAUCCGGGCUUCCUGAGGAGGUCAUGGGAGCCUUAUAUUUGAGUUAUGAAGACCUACCAAGCUAUCUAAAGCAAUGUUUCAUAUACUGCUCAUUGUUUCCUGAAGACUAUAAAUUAUAUAUGUGUGAUAUGACUGAACUUUGGAUUGCCGAGGGAUUUGUGAAAGCUGACGGGAGUUUGACUGUGGAAGAGACAGCAGAAGAGUACUACAGAGAGUUGAUUAUGCGGAAUCUUCUGCAGCUAUCUGAUAAUGAUUCGUAUAUAUGUUGCAUGCAUGACCUCUUGCACUGUCUUGCUCGCUAUCUGGCACGAGAUGAGAGCUCAGUUGUCAGGAAGGUGCACGAAGUAGGUAGCAGUAAUGGGCCAAUGAAGCUGCGUCGUGUAUAUAUAAGCAACAAUCAAACAACGGAAAUCUUUGAUGUCUUAGUAAAACAGAACUCGCUAAGGACUCUAAUAUGGAGAGAGACCUGCUUGACUGUGACUCAGAUGGAUGUCGUUUUUAAUAAACUUUCUCGUUUAAGAGUGCUGGAUAUCUGUUCGCCAGCAAUUCGAGGACUGCCAGAUUCUUUGGGUAACCUCAUACACCUGAGGUACCUAGAUAUCUCACGUUCGGAGGUAAGCGUGAUACCGGAAAGCAUAGGGAAUCUCAGAAAUUUAUGGUAUUUGAAUAUCUCAUGGACCAAGAUAAGCAUGAUACCGAAAAGCCUAGAAAAUCUUAGAAAUCUACAGUUGUUGGAUAUGCAAGGGUGUUCGCUCCUUUCUCGCCUUCCCAAAUGUAUCGUGAAUUUACACAACCUUAGGAGCCUCGAUCUUUAUGAUACGGGGGUGGUUGGGAUGCCGGCAGGGCUAGGAAGGCUUCAAAAUCUUCAUCUACUAAGUGGAUUUGUACUGCAGAGCAACCGGACGGAGGGAUGGUGCACAAUGGGAGAACUGAGAUCCCUCUCGUGUCUCAGGACUCUCUCAAUCGAUGCGUUGGAGUGUAUAUCUAGCAGCUCCGAAGCAAGAGCAGCUGAACUUAGAAACAAAUCCAAGCUCCGGUCACUCGAGCUAACUUGCACGCAAUGCCCUCAACCCAACGAGGAAGAGAUGAGGGGAAUCAAGGAGGUGUUUGAAGAGCUCCACCCUCCACCUUGCCUGGAAGAACUGACCAUCAGAUGUUACUUCGGCCGGGAGUUCCCAAAGUGGAUAGCAGAGACAACUUCAUCGGCAUCAAUUCUUUUUCCAAAUUUGAGCCGGUUGAAUCUAGUUGAUUGCAAUUACUGUGAGCGGCUUCCACCUUGUGGGCUGCUCCCUCAUCUAAAAUAUCUUCUCAUCGUGGGUGCUGCAUCAGUCAUAGGAGUUGGACCUGAAUUUUUGGUCAGUACCAGUACCAGUAGCAAUGGCGGAGGCAGAGCAGGAGUAAAUGCUUCCAAGUAUGCAUUUCCCAAGCUGGAGACACUAAAAUUAAACAAUAUGUAUGACUGGCAGGAAUGGCAUUGGGAUAAAGGAACACAAGCAAUGCCGUGUCUAAAGUACCUGUUCCUUAAGGAGUGCCCCAAGUUGAUGUCUCUUCCCGAGGGUCUCCUACUCUACGCAACCUCCCUAACAAAAUUGCAUAUCAAUACUGCGGACAGACUAACGACAAUUGAGAAGCUCCUUUCGCUCAAAGAAUUGUAUAUAAGGCAUAGUCGCAACCUGGAGAAAGUUUCAGACCUCCCUGCGCUCACAACCCUCGAGGUGGAGAGCUGCCCGAAAUUGCAAGUGGUGGAGAAUCUUCAAUCCUUGAAAAGGAUGAAACUUGUCGAUGAGGAGAUGAAAUCACUCCCAUCAUACUUACUGAAAGGAGUGCAAAGAGGUGCAAAGAAAAGGAAAAGAGUACAUGCAGCUCAUCUGGAGGAGCUGGUGAUCCGGUGCAACAUGGGACUGGUGAGAAAAAUUUGCCAAAAGGCCAGCCCAGAGUGGCCAACAAUCCAAGACAUCCAACGGGUGCAUGCAUACUCAGAGAAUAGAUCGGUGCAUAAUAGAAGGGUGCAAGUUGUCUAUAGCAAGUCCCCCUUCAGCUUCACUACAAAUUUCAACGACACCAGCAGCAGCAGCAGCAGCAGUGGCCUCGCUCUGUGAUCCAUGCCACUUCCAUACUCCUUUUCAACUAUGGCUACAGUUCUUUCCAGGUAUACAUACAGGCUUGGGCAUAGAUUAUCUAAUGGUUUGUACAUUCGGACUCAGUCAUACAGUUUCAAAGCAUCCCCUUACCCUGGACAAGACUCAUUGCAGCGUGUUGUCAUCUUUGGCGAUAUGGGGAAGGCAGAAGCUGAUGGUUCCAAUGAAUACAACAAUUUUCAGCCAGACUCCUUGAACACCACUCACCAACUAAUCAAGGCCCUGAACAACGUAGAUAUAGUUAUCCAUAUUGGAGAUAUAUGCUAUGCAAAUGGAUACAUAUCACAGUGGGAUUAGUUUACAUCACAAAUUGAACCCGUUGCUUCAGUUGUGCCUUAUAUGAUUGGAAGGGUCCUUCAAUGGCAAUAAGGAUUCAGUUGGAGAAUGUGGCGUACUAGCUGAAACCAUGCUUUAUGUUCGUGCAGAGAACCGGGCGAAAUUCUGGUAGAAGACUCAAGAAAUGAGCUCUGCUGAAUUUAUUUUUUCUUGUUGUCCUCUCUGAAAAGACAUAGCAUUUGCUUUUAUAGUUCCAUGAUUUUAGUUGUUUAAUGUGGUACUGUUAGACUUAUCUUAAUUCAAUUGGUGAAAUCUCUUCUGGAUCAAACAGCCAAUCAUUUAGAUUGUUUCAUUGAUCAAUGCCUUUUCCUCUCUUGUUAUAUCUAUCAAUAACUUAAAAGAUUCACUGAAAACUUUGACUUAAGCAAAGUUUCUAUUGAGUUGAAUCAAGAAAUGACUUCCAAAUAAGUUGUUAGUAUUGCUGAAUUUUUGAUUAUCUUAUGCAUCAUUAUUUUGUACAAAUGCAAUACAGAAACAUUUAUAGUUGUUAAAUACUCAAGUUGAGUUCGAUCCAUUAGGCAUCCCCUUUUGAGUAACAAUUCUUGGAGAAUUUCUUUGUGUGAAAUCUUGUAUGGAGAGUGAGUUCUCUUCAGCAUUGUAUGGCAUUGCACUCUAAAUUCCAUGUUUUUCUUCUUGUUUUUGAUUUGUAAAUGCUUUACAGAUCAAGGACAUGUUAUUGACUGCUUAUCUUUUUGUUGCUUUGGUAUUAUAACUAUAAUGAAGCUGGUGUAACUUCUACCAUAGGAAUGCCUUCUGCUUAUAAUAUUGAAAUAUUUAAAAUUCUGAUAUCAUGAUAUCCACUAAUAUUGUCGCAUCUUGUUGCUAUAGCCAAAUAAUUCAUCUUAAAAUUUGUUCUUCCUUUCUCAUACGGUUGAUCACUAUGAAUUCAUCGAGCACAGCCUAUCAGCAGUUGAUAGACAAAAACAGCCACGGUUGAUCUUCCUUUCUCAUACGGUUCUUGGUUAUUCCGCUGGAGCAUACUAUGGUCCGGAAGAUCCUUUGAGGAGCCAAUGGGAUAAGAUAGCCUUCAAGAUUUUUGGCAGAAGUAUAAGGUUGACAUUGCCUUCUAUGGUCAUGUCCGCAACUAUGAAAGAAUAUGUCCAAUUUACUAGGUAAAUAUGUUAUCGGCACUCGGGUAUUCCAUUUUAAUACUUGCGUGCGCAAUGCAUCGCAUUCGCACCAUUACAGCCGUCCAUUUGCAGAAACCACCGAUGUAGUUGUUGGAGGUGGAGGUGCUAUCAAAACCCAGGACCCAGGUCCAUUCACUCGUCGAUGUUUCUCCAAGGAGUGUUGCUCUUGGUUAUGGGCAUGGUAUGGACCGAAGCACUCUUAGGAGUAGACGGUCUCGCAGGUGCCCUGUGAAGCCUCUUACUUCUAUUGAGACCUGUCUCGUCCCUCUGCUUUACAAUGGAAAAUUUGAAAUUGAAGAGUACGUAUUUAACUCAGUCUCAUCACCUACCGCACAAGCUGCGAAGCCAUUUGUUAUAACUGAUGGGAACAGAAUAAUCAACAAAUCAAGCUAUGAACCUUCGAGCAACAAUGGCUUGCAUAUGGAUGUUGGAGUUAGUUCAUGAGUAACGGGAACUAUUGUUGGAGUUUCUCCUCUUCCUAAAAGAAACUGAAAUGAAAGAGCAGGGAGAUGUAGCAUGGAAGGUUGGACUCUUCUAAGUCUCAAAGUUCCUGCAAUUUCCAACACUCUCAAGGGAGCAUAACCAACCUAUGCUUAUGCUUUUAAUCCAUGACAUCUUUGUAUAUUCAUUAUAAAAUUUCUAAUAUUUGCUGACCUGUUACGUUGAUGACAGAUUAUGUUAAGAAAAUGGAAUUUCCUGAAAAAUAUAACAGAUGAAAUGAGAAAAGACAUCACAAAGUUUGUAAUGGGAACUUGCAGUGACAAAAUGUUCUAAAUAAAAAUAGUGGUAUAUCAUCCCAAAUUGUUUACA
This is a messenger RNA of Phoenix dactylifera (date palm), 5633 nucleotides long. NCBI's taxonomy places the organism in Eukaryota, Viridiplantae, Streptophyta, Magnoliopsida, Arecales, Arecaceae. The record is from RefSeq and is a predicted model, not a curated record.